Peniophora sp. CBMAI 1063 is the source of this 1584-nucleotide messenger RNA. The record is from the annotation of a GenBank genome assembly. Lineage: Eukaryota; Fungi; Basidiomycota; Agaricomycetes; Russulales; Peniophoraceae.
AUGUCCACAUCUAUUCAUCCCAGCGGAGGCCGCCCUCUGGGCCCUCGCCCAAAUAGGGCACCGUCUCCGCUGCCGCCGACGGCGCCGUUGACGAUUCGUAAACACAAGCCGGACUCUACUCCAGCUUCGUCUUCCCCACUACAGAACUCUGAUCCUCCUCCUUCAGCGCCUGAGCCGCGCCGAGCUGUUCCAAAGCUGGGGCUUGUUUUGCCUGGAGCGCCUUCACCUGCCCCGAGUGGAUCCAAGCCAAAGCUGUCUCUCGCGCUGGGCGGCGGUGCGCCUGCACCGCGGGCCGUUGAGCCCGAUUCGCCGUCUGCAACGGGCUACGGACUCUUCUCGGGCGGUUACUAUGGCGGGCCAUCGCUUGCACCGCCCGCAAACGCGACUAAUGGCGGGGGCAGUACCACCAUCCGUCCUGGCGACCCAACGAUCAACGCAUCGCGCGGGCCGAGGGCGUACAGCAUGGAUGAUCUCUCGCGAACGAUCCAUGAUAUCGAGACUCGAGGGAGUGCAGCGGCAACACCUGAUCCGACUUCCACGACCGGCUCUGACAAGACUCGGCCCGAAAGCGGCGAAUAUGUUAUCGAACCGUACCCUUACACGGAAUGGAACGACGAUGUCUUCGAAGACACGCCGCGGGGAGAGGACACGCGGCUGGGCGAGGGUGCGGGUGGAGCUGUCAGCCAGGUCGUGGACAAGCGCACAGGCGUGAUCAUGGCUCGCAAGACGAUCCAGACUCGGGAGGCACCGAUGAAGCAGCUUCUGCGCGAGCUCAAUCUCAUCACUACGAUCUCACACCCGAACAUUAUUCGCUUCUAUGGUGCCUACAUGUCUCCUUCAAGCUCAGAGGUCAAGGUCGUGAUGGAGCUCUGCGAGGGCAAGUCUCUUGAAGCCGUUGGUCGUCGCAUCCGGGAGCGCGGUGCCCGAGUCGGAGAGAAGGUCGCCGGUAGACUAGCGGAAGGGAUCCUGCAAGGCCUUGCGUACUUGCGCUCCAAGGACCUCAUUCACCGGGAUAUCAAGCCGUCGAAUAUUCUCUUGGCCCGCGACGGAGUGGUCAAGCUUUGCGAUUUUGGCGUCUCCGGCGAGCUGAUCGGUUCCGUGGUCGACACGUUCACGGGGACAUCACUCUACAUGGCGCCUGAGCGCUUGCAGGGUUUGGAGUAUUCCAUUCGUGCAGAUGUCUGGUCCACCGGCCUCAGCUUGCUCGAGCUCGUACAGAACCGCUUCCCAUUCAGCGCGGACCUAGCGCCUAUCGAGCUCAUGAUUCAUAUCUCCUCCAGCGAACCACCACAGCUAGAAGACGAAGACGGCUUCACUUGGUCCGAUGCCAUGAAGGACUUUAUUCGGGAAACGCUGCGCGUUGACCCGGCUGAGCGCCCUACACCGAAGGACCUUCUUAACCACCCUUGGAUUAGGUCCAACAUGUCCUCACAUGUCAAUAUGGCACGCUGGCUGAGCGAGGUCUGGGGUUGGAAAUACGUGAAGCCGGAGAAAACGCGGCGGAGUGGGCACACAUCAACCUCGCGGCCAGGGACAAGCUCAAGCACGGGUCCGGCGCCCGCUAUCGAAGUUUCUGGACCAUGA